Messenger RNA from Trichomycterus rosablanca, 774 nucleotides. RefSeq names its product sushi, nidogen and EGF-like domain-containing protein 1. The transcript is spliced from 6 exons. The record is from RefSeq and is a predicted model, not a curated record. NCBI's taxonomy places the organism in Eukaryota, Metazoa, Chordata, Actinopteri, Siluriformes, Trichomycteridae. Gene Ontology annotation, biological process: cell-matrix adhesion. Bases 1 to 774 code for a protein of 257 amino acids.
AUGCCACGUUUACUCGCUCUGUGUGUGACACUACUGCUCAUCAUUAACAGCGGGCGGGUGGAAGGACAAGUCACAGGGCACUUCUAUCCAUUUGAAGCUGGAGACAUAGUGAAUCCAAAGAUAGAUGAUGGAAGUUCACCUGCUAUCACUCUUCAACAACCAUUUACAUACUUUGGAAUAUCCUGGAACAUCAUGUACGUAAACAACAAUGGACACCUGACCUUUAUUCAGCCGUUUUCCAACCCCAGUCCGUACCAAUUUCCUGGAUAUGGUGGAAUCGACCUUAUUGCUCCAUUUUGGACAGACCUUGAUAAUCGUGGAAAUGGUGUCGUCUCAUAUCAGCAGUACACUUCAAGUGACGUUCUUGAUCGAGCUACCCGAGACAUCAAUCAGUACUUCCCUGAGCUGAGCUUCAGCGCUACUUGGGUCUUUGUUGCAACAUGGAGUAAAGUAGCUUACUACCGUUCCUAUGAAACUGAAACGUCUUUCCAAGCAGUGUUGAUUUCUAAUGGUGCUCGAUCAUUCAUAUUGAUGAACUAUGGUGAGAUCGCUCCAACAAACCGACCUGUACAGGCUGGUUAUGACACAGACGACUCCAGCUACUACUUCGCAAUUCCUGGCUCAUUUCAAUAUAACUACACAGUUUUUACAUACAGCAGCAAUGUGAAUGUCUUGGGCAGAUGGGCCUUCCAUGUGGAUCAGGGAUCAAGAGGAUGCCAAUUUAACAGUAAUGUCACUUCAGAAGCCAUCAAACAUCAGCAUGUAGCACACUGA